AAGUUGGUCAUAUCGGGUCAUUAAGCCCAGAUUAAGUUUAAUUGAUUUCAACAAUAUUUUCAGCUCACCGUAACCUUUAAAAAAAGGCUUACUUUACAAUAUAUUUGUGCACUUCACUACUCAUUUUGCGUCAAUCUGGUAUGCGAGACCGCCACGUGUAAUGAUUGCAACUGCGACAAAAUGAUAGGACACCUCCUAACUUAACUGAUUCAGAUAAUUGUGCAGCUUUAAUUUGGACACCAGUGUAUUGUACUUAGUAACGUUUAUGAGAGUGUCUAGGGUAAUCCUGAGGCUCGGAGAAGCGGACAAUGACGUAGACGAUACGUUCCGUCCACGAUUAGGCUUGACAUGUAUGAUGGUAGAACGCCUGAUGCGGUAGUUGAAGAUUUGGAUGCAAUCCGAGAUGCGGUGAAGGACAAAUACAAAUACAGUCAGUCGCAAAGUUUGCUGCAUUCGAACAUUAAAUUCUUAAGAGUGUCGCAGAAGCGGAAGCAGGUGUUGAGGAAAGAUUCGCACGUUGGAUUGUUGACUGGUUCGAAGAAGGUUUCGCAAGUGCUCAGCACGCAAUUAAGAACUUUUGCUAUUUGGUCCUCUCCAAAGUACGAGAGAAGGUAGUAUUUUUGUGAUUAUGGAUGAAGACUAAUGUAACUAUAGUCUCGAUUAAGACUUGAGAUUGACUAAAAAAUCAAAAGACCAUAAGAGUGCGCUUUUUUGCAAUGUUUUCCGGAGACUCCUCCACAACAUUCAAACGAUCCGUGGUGACUUUAUUGCGGCAAAUCUUUUCGUGGGAGGUCUUGAUCGUUAUAAAGUUGAGACCGAAACGAAAUCCCAUUUGAUAAGAAUUGCGACUCGAGAAUCUUCAGCGCGGGGUAUACAAGAAUCCAUAAUGUGAGCGCUGACGGAGACUUCGGACGCUAAAGCAAAUUCCAAUUGAUUAUCAGUCACAUCGUAUACUUCAAUGCCGAGAAGAGAUGAGGCCGAAACAAGAUCAAACGUCUUCUCGAUUACUGGGCUUCCAUUGCAAAUAUGAACGAUCUGGUAUUAGCGACCUCAGAGUCGCAAAGUCUACCUCAACAUUGAGACUAACGACUUUGACAAUUAAUACCGUUUGCUUCAACGCCAAUACACGAGUAUGUUGCCUAACGAUGUUGUCGUAGCACGUUUUCGCUAGA
This is a messenger RNA of Plasmopara halstedii, 1172 nucleotides long. RefSeq lists its product as uncharacterized. NCBI's taxonomy places the organism in Eukaryota, Oomycota, Peronosporomycetes, Peronosporales, Peronosporaceae. The coding region runs from base 349 to 615 and encodes 88 amino acids. The transcript has a single exon. The record is from RefSeq and is a predicted model, not a curated record.